CCUUGCUCGAAACCUAUCAACUGCCGAUGGGAGCAACCGAAUUUUCUCCUCGAUUACUUCGUUCCGCCACUAUUCUUUCCAUCGGCCGCCGUCUCCGCCGCGCGGGCGGCGCCGGAGGACCCGGCAAUAACCGAUGCCCCACCAUCAUCCCUGCCUCCGCUGGUCCUCACAAUCUGCGUCGGCCAUGGCUUCGACCUCCACAGGCUCGAGGCGGUUCUCCCACUGAUCAUCGGCGGCAUCGACAUCCCCCACGACCGCGGCUGCGACGCCCACUCCGACGGAGAUGUGUUGCUUCAUUAUAUGGUGAAUGCGAUUGGGGCCUUGGGGCUUCCGGAUAUCGGCCAGAUAUUUCCCGACAUUGAUCCCAGGUGGAUGGGCGCCGCGUCCUCUGUCUUCUUGGGAGAGGCUGUCAGACUAAUGCAUGAGGCAGGCUAUGAACUUGGAAACUUAGAUGCCACAUUGAUCCUACAAGGGCCAAAAUUGAGUCCACACACGGAGGCCAUUAGAGGAAAACUCUGCGAUCAUCUUGGAGCAGAUCCACCUACUGUAAAUCUUAAAGCAAAAGCUCAUGAGAAGGUUGAUCUUUAAUUCAUUUGUUGCUGUUGUAUGUUAAUUGUUGGAUACUGUAUAAUUGUCCAUACAGCAAGCGUCAUAGAAGAUGCAACUCAAGCUUGCUACUUCAAUAUGUAGCCAUUCAAUAUAUAUAGUUGUAUUUAAACUCUGUAUUAUCACUGAAUUAAUAAGAAUUCCUGAAUUAAAUUCGUUCUC
Messenger RNA from Phoenix dactylifera (date palm), 768 nucleotides. Lineage: Eukaryota; Viridiplantae; Streptophyta; Magnoliopsida; Arecales; Arecaceae. The record is from RefSeq and is a predicted model, not a curated record.